Molecule: messenger RNA, 579 nt
Organism: Saccharomyces paradoxus
Lineage: Eukaryota; Fungi; Ascomycota; Saccharomycetes; Saccharomycetales; Saccharomycetaceae
Gene: LOT6
Product: flavin-dependent quinone reductase
Exons: 1
Coding region: 1-579 (192 amino acids)
Cellular component (GO): cytosol
Molecular function (GO): oxidoreductase activity; FMN binding
Source: RefSeq, a predicted model, not a curated record
AUGAAGGUGGGAAUUAUAAUGGGUUCUGUCAGAGCGAAGAGAGUAUGUCCUGAAAUUGUAGAAUACGUAAAACGUACAAUCGAAAAUAACGAAAAAUUGGUAGAUGAGAAGGUAAAAAUACAAAUACUAGAUUUACAACAGAUCGCUCUUCCUUUAUAUGAAGACGAUGACGAACCGAUACCGGCGCAAAUAAAGAGUGUGGACGAGUAUGCAGACAGCAAAACUCGAUCAUGGAGUCGCAUUGUAAAUGCAUUGGACAUUGUUAUAUUUGUUACACCUCAAUACAAUUGGGGCUAUCCAGCAGCUUUGAAAAAUGCAAUCGAUCGCCUUUAUCACGAAUGGCACGGAAAAUAUGCUCUGGUGGUAAGCUACGGCGGUCAUGGCGGUGCUAAGUGUAAUUACCAACUUCAAGAGAUACUACAUGGUUUAAAGAUGAAUGUUGUAGGUGGAGUGACAGUAAAAAUACCAGUAGGUAUAAUGCCAUUACCCGAGGACAUAGUCUCACAGUUCAGCGUGCACAAUGAGGAGAUUCUGCAAUUACUCGCCUCUUGCAUUGAUGCAACGGAGAAUAAGCCAUGA